Messenger RNA from Nelumbo nucifera (sacred lotus), 3091 nucleotides. Lineage: Eukaryota; Viridiplantae; Streptophyta; Magnoliopsida; Proteales; Nelumbonaceae. The record is from RefSeq and is a predicted model, not a curated record.
UUUCCUUUUGUCCCUUUAUUUUUCCUGUGAGUGUGGCAUUCACUUGUUUCUAGCCAGGGAGGCGGAAAGCUCGGCUCCGGCCAGUGAAAGCGAGGGCGGAGUGGUUUGACUGAGUCAGAUGUCCUACGGCAUUCCAGUCUAUAUUUAGAGGCUGUCUGGUAUCGGUCGGCCAAGGGACGACGGAGAAACGACUAACGGGAGAAAAUCGAUGAUCCUGCCUAGAGUGGUAUUGUCCAGUUGGCCGUUGGUCGUUGUCUAUGUGGGUCUACGGAUCCCACAAGACUUGAGUCUUUUGACUUCGCUAUGUACACACAUAAAAUUAAAAAAAAGAAAAAAAAAAGAUACUCCCUCCCUCCCUCUCUCUCUACCCCCAUUUCCCCUUCAUCUCCGCCAUUUCUUCCUCCCUGCCAUUUCUUCAAUUGAAAACCAGAAGUUUUGUUUCUAACCCUAGGUUUGCAGAAGAAUUGGCCUUCAUUUCUCUGGACUCAGCUGCAAACCUUUCGAAUUUCCGCCAUUAUCAAGCUCUCUCUAUUGUUAAUCUGCAACAGAUCUUCGACUUGCUGAAACUGUCAAAACUUGAUGUCAUUUAGGGAUUUUCAAUGCCGCCUGACUUAGAGGAUCUUCACAAGCAAUGCCACGAUUAAAUUGUUACCAGAAAUUUUUUCCAAAUCGACCUCAUCUCGUUCCAGCAGUAUUCAGGUCUUUGUGUUUGUCAUCAAUUUUCGGGGUUUUGAAAUAGGAACUACAUUGCACGGAGUUCUCAGUGAUUGACAUGAGCAGAGGGAGGUGGGUUCGAUCUAUCUUCAUUUUUGUCAUUGUUGCUUUAUGUUCAACUCGACACAUUAGCUGCCAAGAUGAGGGAGAUUCGAACCAUUUGGACGAUCCUGCGGCGGUUCCAUUCCUCUCUGAAGUUAUUUACAGUCGGCUUUCGAAUUUUACCAGUGUCUUCAGUGCGGAGAUUAGCAAACAUUUGAGCUUCUGUAUAAAGGAUACGGAUGCAGACUGGAAUGGAGCAUUCAACUUUACGUCUAAUUUGACUUUUCUGGGUGCUUGCCUCAAGAAAACCAAAGGAACUCUUAAAAACCGAUUGUGUACCGCGGCGGAAAUAAAGUUUUACUUCAAUGCUUUCUAUACACGCGGGGCAAAAAGUACAAACUACUUAAAACCUAACCAGAACUGCAAUUUAUCUGCAUGGGUUUCUGGAUGUGAGCCAGGAUGGGCUUGUAGUGUUAACGAUCAGGAUAAGGUUGACCUAAAAAAUUCAAAGACUCUGCCUGUCAGAAUUAGCGACUGUCAGCCAUGUUGCGAGGGUUUCUUCUGCCCUCAUGGUAUUACAUGCAUGAUACCUUGUCCAUUAGGUGCUUACUGCCCGCUUGGAAAACUCAACAAAACUACUGGUACAUGUGAUCCAUAUCAUUACCAACUACCUCCUGGUAAGCCAGAUCAUCAAUGUGGAGGAGCAGAUACAUGGGCUGAUGUUGGUAGUAGUAGUGAGGUAUUCUGUUCAGCAGGAUCAUACUGUCCAACCACCACCCUGAAAAUUCCUUGCAGCAGUGGACAUUAUUGCAGGAUGGGUUCUACAAAAGAAAAGAGGUGCUUCAAGUUGACUAGUUGUGAUUCAAAUACUGCAAAUCAAAAUAUCCAUGCAUACGGUAUCAUGCUAAUUGCUGCAUUGAGUACUUUACUGCUCAUUAUCUAUAACUGCUCUGACCAAGUUAUCACUACAAAGGAAAGAAGAAAAGCCAAAUCUCGUGAGGCUGCAGCAAGGAGUGCAAGAGAAACUGCACAAGCUCGUGAAAGGUGGAAGUCUGCAAAAGAUGUUGCUAAGAAGCAUGCAGUAGGACUGCAAACACAGUUAUCCCGUACAUUUUCUCGUAUGAAGUCUGUAAGGCAACCUGAGCAGCUGAAGGUCCUGGGUCAAGCUAAACCUGGAACAGAUGAUGCUUUCUUAGCAGCAGCCCAAAGUUCUUCAAGUUCACUUCAGCAACCACCGGCAUCAAAGGGCAAGAAAAAAGAGCCAAGUAACCUGACAAAGAUGUUGCGUGCACUUGAGGAGGAUCCUGAUAGUCAUGAAGGUUUCAAUCUAGAAAUUGGAGACAAAAAUAUUAAAAAGAAUAUGCCAAGGGGCAAGCAAAUGCAUACUCAUAGCCAAAUUUUCAAGUAUGCAUAUGGUCAACUUGAGAAGGAGAAAGCUAUGCAGCAAGAAAACAAGAACUUGACCUUUUCAGGAUUAAUUUCUAUGGCUGCUGAUAUUGAGAUUAGGACCAGGCCUGUGAUUGAGGUUGCUUUCAAAGAUCUGACCAUUACUUUGAAAGGUAAGCACAAACAUCUCAUGAGGUGUGUUACAGGGAAAAUUAUGCCUGGUCGUGUUUCUGCUGUCAUGGGUCCAUCUGGGGCCGGAAAAACCACAUUUCUUUCUGCUUUGGCUGGAAAAAUAACUGGUUGCACAACGAAGGGUUUGAUUCUUAUAAAUGGAAAGAUUGAAUCCAUCCACUCAUAUAAGAAAAUUAUAGGCUUUGUGCCACAAGAUGACAUUGUGCAUGGGAAUUUGACAGUGCAAGAGAAUCUCUGGUUCAGUGCAAGUUGUAGGUUACCUGCCAGUCUGCCAAAAGCAGAUAAAGUUCUUGUAGUUGAAAGAGUAAUUGAGUCAUUGGGGCUACAGGCCGUACGGGAUUCCCUGGUGGGAACAGUAGAAAAGAGAGGAAUUUCUGGAGGUCAAAGAAAACGAGUAAAUGUUGGGCUGGAGAUGGUCAUGGAACCUUCCCUCUUAAUACUAGAUGAGCCUACAUCUGGUUUAGACAGUUCAUCAUCUCAGUUGCUGCUUAGAGCACUUCGGCGCGAGGCUCUUGAAGGUGUCAACAUCUGCAUGGUUGUUCACCAACCAAGAAUCUCCGUACCAGCAUCUUCAGAGAAGAGCAGUUCAGUUCUGAAAGCUUCAGAGUCUAAAAGUUUGCAGCCAACUGACAACUCUCAUAUUGCAAACUUGAUAAUUGAACAGAAGGAAAUAAAUGACACAAAUGAUAGAAAGAUAGAUGACCCAAAAGAACAUGCCAAAACAGGGAUUGCUUCAAGGGAAAAUCCAACCUUCUGA